Molecule: messenger RNA, 990 nt
Organism: Fusarium coffeatum
Lineage: Eukaryota; Fungi; Ascomycota; Sordariomycetes; Hypocreales; Nectriaceae
Exons: 1
Coding region: 1-990 (329 amino acids)
Source: RefSeq, a predicted model, not a curated record
AUGUUGAGACCUUCCGCCCAGACACUUGUGCGAAAUCGUACCCCCUCAUCACGACGCCUCAUAACAACAGCCCUCACCCAUCAAACCCAUACCCUUUCAGACGGUCGCCAACUCGGCUUCGCAGAAUAUGGCAAACCAAAUGGCCAUCCCAUCUUUUAUUUCCAUGGCUUCCCUUCAUCGUGUCUUGAAGCUCAGCCUGUUGAUGACAUAGCUCAACGGGUUGGUGUUCGUCUCAUUGCGCUUGACAGGCCUGGGUUCGGACUCUCCACACCGAACCCUGACUAUCGUAUUGUCGAUUGGCCUAGCGAUGUGAUGGAACUGGCGGAAGCAAAAGGCAUUGUCCGAUUUUCAGUUUGUGGACUUUCGGGUGGUGGUCCCUUUGCUCUGGCUUGUGCGUAUGCUUUACCAAAGAGUAAGCUUGCGAGCGUGGGCUUGUUUGCGAGUGCACCGCAUUGGGAAGCUGGAAUUCAACAUGUCGAUGUAUCACGUCGACUGUUGAGAUUCUUUGCGGUGAAUUAUCCCAAUCUCCUUGGUAGUGCUUUGCAUGCGGCCUAUCGCUCUAUCCGAUGGCUCAUCCUCACACGUCCUGCUAUCAAGAGGAUAGGCAAGUGGCUUGAGACCGAAGACGCUAAGCAUCCUCCCACACAAGAUUCCAAGAAGCCCCAUGCAGAGAGAAUACAAGAUUUGGUAAACAUAUUUCUCGAUGAGCCCUUUCGCCAAGGCGCAGGUGGGACAGUACAUGAAGCAAGGCUGCUGUCCUCUCUUGACUGGGGUUUCAAGCUCGAGGAUGUUGGUUUUGGGAAAGUGCUGAUGUGGCAUGGUGUUGAGGACAUGAAUGCACCCAUUGAGAUGAUACGGUACAUGGCGGAGAAGGUACCAGGGAGUGAGCUUAUGGAAUUUGAAGGGGAAACGCAUUAUACUAUGUGGAAGCAAGUUGAGGCUGCUUUUAAGAGGUUGGUUGAUGAGGCAACUUUGAAGAGGGGAGAUUAG